AGUCAGGCUACUGCUAUUCCCCUCGUUAUCAGUCGCGACAGCGGCCACUUUUCCUCCCUUCUCCUCUCCUCUCCUCUUUCUCGCACACAGACUAGCCCGCACACCUCCCUGGAUCUGCGUGCGCCGCCGAACCCAUCGCGAUGAACGGCUUCAGCGGUACAGUGGCCCCUCCAGGCGGCAUGUACGUGCGGGCACUCUACGAUUACGAAGCAGACGACCGGACGAGUUUGAGCUUUCGCCAGGGCGACAUUAUACAGGUCAUAACUCAGCUGGAGAGUGGAUGGUGGGAUGGAGUGAUCAAUGGUGUUCGGGGAUGGUUCCCGAGUAAUUACUGCGCAGUCGUGCCUCGCCCGACCGAAGAGUUGGAGAACGAGGUGAACGGCGGAGAGCUGGAGGACGAUCAGGAUACCCAGUCGCUGGGAGGCACAGAAUACACAAACUCAGACACCGAGUCUGUCAAUGGCAACGACACGUCGCUGCCGAUCGAACGAAAUGGAAAUAGGGAGCAAGAGGAGGCUGCAUUUUGGAUCCCACAGGCGACACCAGAUGGAAGGUUGUUCUACUUCAACACGCUCACCGGUGUGAGCACCAUGGAGCUUCCUCUGGAGACACCAGGAGUGAACGAGAACGGCCCGAGAGACCGCGCAAAUGUCUUCAUUCCAGACUCUUCGAGACCGCCUGCAGAGCUGAUGGCUUCUGGAUACAACAUCGAGGACACAGACGACGAGAAUUCGGCAUCUGACUUCGAAGGCCCAGGAAUGAUGGGUUCUCACAGCUCACUGCCCGCCCGCAAACGGAUAUCAGACGGCGCGUCCCCAGCAACAUCUGUAGACUCCUUGCAUACUACUUCACCGUUAACACGAUCGGCUCAAGACACGAACGGGAUGAGCUUUACAGGCGCGACCAUGCCACCCAUGGGAACAUCAACAACAUCUUUUGUGAACAACCAUCUGGGUGGGGCUCCGACGACCGUUGCCUCGUCUCGUCGAUUCUACGACGACGCCGUUAAUCCAGUCCCUCUUACCUGGAAUAAGAUGGUGGAUGACAUGCAGCGAGCUGUCGAUCGCUACCGUCAAGCCAUCAACAACAGCGACCGUUCCGAAUUCGUGAAGAGGGCAGAGGACAUUUCAGAUCAUCUACGAUUGCUGCUCGCCGCUGGCUCUGGCACGACCGACAACCAUUCUGGAAACCCCUCUAUUAUCUCUACAAACAAAGCAUUAUACCCCCAUUUCCGCGAGACUAUGUCGCGUUUCUCUAAGUUGGUCCUGUCGUCACACAUCGCUGCUGCCGACUUUCCCCCACCAGACUCAUACUCUAAAUGCCUCAAAGAAGCAGACGGCGUGCUCAAUGGAGUUUAUGGAUUCGUUGAGGUGGCCAGACAACAGCGUGGCGAGGAAAUCCCUCGCCUUGUCCCUGGCUUUGUCGUCGGCAGCAAUUCCGGAGGAAGCUGGCACAACAAUGGCGUAGAAACACGAGAUUCUUCAUCAUCGUCUCUGACAUUCAUUGAUGAGGAAGGAUUUGAGCCUCUUAUUGAGCCCACCGUCAAGCUUGACAACCGCAUGUUGGAAAGGCUAGAAGACAUUAGGCGAUUGAUCAUUCCGAGCAUGCGACGACUGGAAGAACAACUGACAGUCCGAGAAAGGAUUGUCACGCCUUAUAGACACCAAAUCAUUGGAGACAAUGUUUGCAAUGCAGCUGGCAGAUUACUUGAUUUAUGCCGCCCAUGGAUUUCGGCUGUGGAGUCCAUUAACCUGUCCUCGUUGUCGGCCAACGGACAAGGGAAGGGACAACAGCUUAGCGAGUUCAGCGUUUACAAGCAGAAGAUUUAUGACCUAGUCUCCGAGUUGGUUAUUUCUGCGCAAGGGGUCGCUGCCCCACUACCUGAUGAGUGGGCUGGAGUACGAGGUGACUCUUUGGAAGAUCGACUUGCUGCCGUGCGAAAUGUCACGAGGGACUUGGAGGCCAACCUCGCCCAGCAGUACGGAUUGCUCCAACAGCUGUCUGAAAUUAUUCCAUUGUCAGACGUAGCCCGUAUUGAUUCGCGAAGGAACACUGACACAGAAAUCCCAACUGUACAUUCACGAGGGCCAUCGGUGUCUGCCAAUGGCAGACCGUUGCUUAAGGAUGUACCUCAAUCGCACACAUAUUCUGAGGGAACAGUUCUUGACGAUACCAAGUUUGAGCCGGUCAGGACUACCAACAGCACCAAGAAGCUGAAGGACUUCUUUGGCGAGGUCCCUGUCAUCCCUCAGAACAUUGUUGAAGAGAUACCCGAAUUCCUCAAGCUUGACCAUGAGGGUGAGAUAUCUUAUGAUCAUAAGGUGACGCCACCGCAGCUCCGUGGAGGUACUCUCACAGGUCUGGUUGAACAACUCACUCGUCACGACCGUCUGGAUCCUGCUUUCAAUAACACGUUCCUGCUCACUUAUAGAUCGUUUACGACCGCCUCUGAGCUAUUUGAGAUGUUGGUCAAGCGUUGGAGCAUUCAACCUCCGUAUGGACUCGCGAAGGAAGACUACCAGACCUGGGUUGAGCAGAAGCAGAAGCCUAUUAGAUUCCGUGUGGUUAACAUUCUGAAGAGUUGGUUUGACAACUACUGGAUGGAAGGCAAUGACGAGGACGCGAGGAUUCUUAUCCAAAGGGUUUACAACUUCGCAAAGGAUCAUGUGGCGACUACCAGUACUCCUGGAGCUGCUCCGUUGAUGACCUCGGUUGAGCAGCGUUCUCGGGGUCCCGAUAUGCCAACUAAGCGACUAGUGUACACUCACAACGCCCAAACGCCACAGCCCAUCCUUCCCAAACAUAUGAAGAAGCUGAAAUUCUUGGACAUUGAUUGUACUGAAUUUGCUCGACAGCUCACUGUGAUCGAGUCGAGACUGUACGGCAAGAUUCGACCAACAGAAUGUCUUAACAAGACAUGGCAGAAGAAGCUGGCACCCGGCGAACCUGAUCCAGCAGCGAACGUCAAGGCAUUGAUCGUUCAUUCAAACCAAUUGACUAACUGGGUCGCACAAAUGAUUCUAACACAGCAGGAUGUCAAACGACGAGUUGUCGUCAUCAAACAUUUCGUUACCGUGGCUGAUAAAUGCCGCAUGCUCAACAACUUCUCUACCCUCACAUCUAUUAUCUCUGCGCUAGGCACCGCUCCUAUUCAUCGACUUAAUAGGACAUGGGCUGCCGUGAACGCCAGAACCAUGGCGGUCUUGGAGAACAUGCGUAAACUCAUGGGCAGCACCAAGAACUUUGCAGAAUACCGAGAUACGCUACACAAAGCCAAUCCUCCCUGCAUUCCUUUCUUUGGUGUGUAUCUUACGGAUUUGACGUUUAUCGAAGACGGUAUUCCCUCGUUGAUCAAGAAGACCAACCUGAUCAACUUUGCCAAGCGCGCAAAGACCGCCGAGGUGAUCCGUGACAUCCAACAGUACCAGAACGUGCCAUAUCCGCUCCAGCCAGUCACGGAGCUACAAGACUACAUCUUGACCAAUAUGCAAUCGGCGGGUGACGUACAUGGCAUGUACGAGACGAGUCUGCAGGUGGAGCCCCGCGAGCGUGAAGACGAGAAGAUUGCAAGACUUCUCUCUGAGUCUGGUUUCUUGUGAAUGAUAUACCCCCCGCCACAACAGCAAUUUCAUAAACGACGGCGACAAUCCGUCGGCAAAAACAUAAAUCACAAAAAGAAAAGAAAACGGUCUACGUGCUGGACGAACUUGGUUGAAUGUAUCAAUCAUC
This is a messenger RNA of Aaosphaeria arxii CBS 175.79, 3729 nucleotides long. RefSeq names its product ras GEF. Gene Ontology annotation, cellular component: plasma membrane. NCBI's taxonomy places the organism in Eukaryota, Fungi, Ascomycota, Dothideomycetes, Pleosporales. Gene Ontology annotation, molecular function: protein binding; guanyl-nucleotide exchange factor activity. Gene Ontology annotation, biological process: positive regulation of GTPase activity; Ras protein signal transduction. The coding region runs from base 141 to 3599 and encodes 1152 amino acids. The transcript is spliced from 5 exons. The record is from RefSeq and is a predicted model, not a curated record.